This is a messenger RNA of Sphaeroforma arctica JP610, 2479 nucleotides long. RefSeq lists its product as hypothetical. Bases 105 to 1109 code for a protein of 334 amino acids. The record is from RefSeq and is a predicted model, not a curated record. The transcript has 2 exons. Gene Ontology annotation, cellular component: mitochondrial inner membrane. NCBI's taxonomy places the organism in Eukaryota, Ichthyosporea, Ichthyophonida.
CAGAGGCCGUCACAAGCUCGUCACAAGCAAUAAAAUCGAGUUCUCAGAUAGAGGUAGCGACAGUAUUACUUCUGUUGAGCCGUGUUGCACGACAUACAAAUAACAUGUUGGUAAGCCAAUUUCGAGCUUUAAAAGCGACUUCGCUUCUGAGGCCCCAUUUGUUCAAAGCGGGAACAGUGUUUAAUCUGCGCUUGUUCUCCACAUCCACCGCCAAGAAUGCGUUCCGACGCUCUUCUCCGGCCACAACUAUCGGUAGUCGCCGGACUGUGGCAGAGACAAUACAAACUCUAAACGGCGGCGAGGCUGUAGGUAGUGCUGCCGGGGCAAGUGCAAAGCCUGCAGGCGCGUUUCUAUGGCAACUAGCCGGUGUUGGUGCUGUAGUAGGCCUGGGUGUGGUCGCGCUAGAUGGCCUACGCGAGGGUAGUGUGUCCACCGACGGCGCUGCACUCAAGUUCACUAAAGGUGUCUCACAGCGUAUCACCUCCACGUACGGCUAUGUGCUGGCUGGAUUGGGUGUUACUGCAGCCACAGCAACACAAAUCGUUCGCUCAGGCUUCCACUACCGUCUGAUGAGCGUCAACCCCAUCGGACUCGCAAUCGGGUCUUUUGCGCUUACAAUGGGGGCAUUUUUCGUCACUAAAUCGGCCUCUGAUCCGGUCACUCAGCAUGCAGCGUGGUUGGCAUUUAAUGCGUCUGUAGGUCUAUCCUUAUUCCCUGUUGCACUAAUGGGCGGCGCUUUAGUACAGAAAGCGGCGAUGGGCACGGCUGCUGUUGUGGGCGCUAUCUCGUUGGUCGCUGCUACUACUAGAAGCGAUGCACACAUUGGCAUGCGAGGGGGUCUCGCCGUAGGCCUGGGCGUGGUCAUGGCCGCCAGUUUCGGGUCGCUGUUCUUCCCCGCGUCACCCAUGCUACACAACGUGAUGAUCUACGGAGGUCUGGCUGUCUUCGGUGGUCUAACGUUCUACGACACGCAGCAUGUCAUGGCUAAAGCCAAGACGCAACCGUAUUUCAACCCGCUCUCUGAGUCCAUGAAGAUAUACUUGGACAUCGUCAAUAUCUUUACGCGUAUUGUUAUGAUCCUGGGUGGUGGCGGUAACAAGCGAAAGUAGACGAGUGUUGUAAUAGUUGGUGCUGGUACUACAGGGCGAGGCCAGGCCUGAGUGGUCGCCUAUGCUGAUGUAAGCCAUUCAUCAGGCUAUAUAUAUAUAUAUAUAUAUAUAUAUGUGUGUUUGUAUGUAUGUAUAUAUAUAUAUAUAUGCAAGGUAUAUAGGUAUUCGACAUUACUCAGUAUACACGCGCCUACUGGAAUAUGACAUUGCAUAGGCGAAGCCGGGCCGCCACGGCCGCUCAAAUAACCCACCCUCUAGUAGAUCAGUGGAUUAACCGUAGUGGAAUCGUCGAGGGAAGACCAAACUUUGGAAAGGUGUCAGUAGGGGUGUCGGUGAAAUCGUUCCCCAUCAUCGAAGGGGCACAGUAGCGACGUUGCGGUAGACUUGUGGCAUUGUUUUAGCGUUUAAACGUUGGAACGUUAGAGAGACCCGCCCGCAUUGGUGGGUGUAGAAAGAAGUUGCGUUGGAAGGCAUGCAUAUGCAGCGCCCACUAGAGAGGCUUUGGGGAUACAGGGACAAUAUGGUAUCAGUAUGUCAAUUCGUUAACGGUCAGUCUGUCGGCUAUCUUGCAAGCUUUAGUAGAUUACCCAAUUGACUACAAUAAAGUUAAGCGCAUACUAUUUCGAUAAAAAUCGGGUCGAUUCGUUUGAUGAAGUUUUACAUCUACACACGCAUAGUAAGUGGCAAGUAAACGUGUUGCACAGAACGCGAGAUGAUGUUCAGUACUCUCGUACAUACCUUGAGGCGAUCAAUUUGAUACAUAUUCACCUCCUUGGCGGUCUGGAUGAGGUUUACUUGGGCCACGAGAGUUCACGUAUGUUAAAAAACGUAUUUAUUGGAGUCGAAAAUGUAUGCAUUAAUAUAUAUUUGUCCAGCAUUGAACAAGCGUAUUGAUGUGAGCUACCAACGUGCAUGUUAGUCAAAAGGUUAUGAUGGGGCUCAUUUCUGACAGUAGAUACACCGAUGCACCGGCAUACAUCCAGGUUCACACAGACUCCUGCGUAGAUCCAUUCACAUGUGUACAUAAAAAUACAUAUAUAUAUAUAUAUAUAUGAAUACAAAUAUGUAGAUAUAGAUACAAGUAUACAUAUACGAACACUUGUGCGCAUCCAGCUUUUUGCACGAAUAGAUUUGUAGAUGUUCUCAUGCACAUGAGUCAGUAAGUCAAUUUAUGUAAACCCAUGUCGAAAGUCAAUGCAUACAUUCAAAUUUAGAAUAUUUUGUGACUAUGGCGGUAGUCGCAAAUUGGAAGCAAAUCCGAUCCGUUCACUAAACUCGUUCAGUGGGUGGAGGUAGAGCUCUGAGAUCUAUAAGAAUUGAAUCAGUUGUUUUGGCAUUUCUUUCUCGAUAAACUAAAUAUAUAAAUAAAC